This is a messenger RNA of Balaenoptera musculus (blue whale), 2369 nucleotides long. It is a transcript of the gene METTL15, whose product is annotated as methyltransferase like 15. Gene Ontology annotation, biological process: rRNA base methylation. Bases 175 to 1389 code for a protein of 404 amino acids. Lineage: Eukaryota; Metazoa; Chordata; Mammalia; Artiodactyla; Balaenopteridae. The record is from RefSeq and is a predicted model, not a curated record. Gene Ontology annotation, molecular function: rRNA (cytosine-N4-)-methyltransferase activity. The transcript is spliced from 7 exons.
UUCCCCCAGGGCUGGGACUUGUGCGGGCGGCAAAUUCAGGUUCUCUGUCACCGUUGUGGUCGUCGCAGGCCCGAGUUAGAGGCCAACUGAGAAAUCUUCGUGCCUCAGAAAACACGUAUUAAGCGCCUAGUGUGCAUCUGAUUUCGUGGAUAUAAAGAUUUGUUGAUCUACAGAAUGCUUCAAUACCCAUAUUUUUGUAGAAUCUAUAAAAAAUUUCUUUCGUGCUGGUUGGAAUCUGGCAUAUUUAAUUUGGGUGUCUGGCCAAAAAAAAUACAUGCUACAGCAGAAAGAUAUAAUGAAUAUGAAGCCCAGGAGCAAACAGAUCAAACUGGAGCUCAGGAGUUACAAGACAGAGAUUCUGAAGCGAUGACUAAAUUACAUAUUCCAGUGAUGGUGGAUGAAGUUGUUCGUUGUUUGGCACCACAAAAAGGGCAGUUUUUUCUAGAUAUGACAUUUGGUUCAGGAGGACACACGAGAGCUAUUCUACAGAAGGAGUCAGAUAUUACUCUGUAUGCCUUAGACAGAGACCCAACAGCUUAUGCAAUAGCUGAACAGCUUUCAGAAUUGUACCCUAAACAGAUCCGAGCCAUCCUGAGCCAGUUCAGCCAGGCAGAAGCCUUACUAAUGAAAGCUGGAGUGCAGCCAGGGACUUUGGAUGGAGUUCUUUUGGAUCUUGGGUGUUCCUCCAUGCAACUUGAUGCCCCUGAAAGAGGUUUUUCCCUUCGGAAGGAUGGCCCCUUGGACAUGAGAAUGGAUGGUUGCAGGUACCCUGACAUGCCCACCGCAGCUGAUGUUGUGAACGCUUUAGAUCAACAGGCACUUGCAUCCAUCCUGAGAACAUACGGGGAGGAGAAGCACGCCAAGAAAAUCGCUUCAGCAAUCGUUCAGGCACGCAGCAUCUACCCCAUCACCAGAACCCAGCAGCUUGCCAGCAUUGUUGCAGGUGCAUUUCCUCCCUCUGCUACUUAUGCACGAAAAGACUUGCUACAACGAUCUACCCAUAUCGCUACCAAGACUUUCCAAGCUGUUCGCAUAUUUGUGAACAAUGAGCUCAAUGAACUUUACACAGGACUGAAGACAGCUCAGAAGUUUCUGAGACCUGGUGGUCGCCUUGUUGCCCUCUCCUUCCAUUCACUGGAGGAUCGCAUCAUCAAACGAUUCCUGCUUGGGAUAAGCAUGACAGAAAGGUUUAACCUAAGUGCUAGACAGAAGGUGAUACAAAAAUCACAGUUGGAUUCAGAUCAUGAAAACACGGAAGGAGUCUCUAUAGGAAGGGCCCCUUUAAUGUGGAAAGUGAUGCAUAAGAAGGUGCUUACUCCAGAAGAUCAAGAUGUACAAGAUAACCCCAGAGGACGCUCAGCCAAGCUUAGAGCAGCUAUCAAAUUAUGAGAAAGUUAUCAUCAUCUGAUUCUUCAAGUUCUUCCUCACAGUUUCUCGUGUAAUAUUCCUGAACAGCCUAAUAUAAGAAAGUGUGGGAUAUAUAGAGAUAUGUACUAUAUAUGUGUGGAAAUAAGGGGUAUUUAGCAUUUUUUUCUCAAAAAGAAAAUGUAGGAAAUAUUAGCAUGACACAGAUAGCUCAAUUCAAGAUGCAGCAGUGUCUCAAAACUGGAAAAAUUGUUUAUCUUAGCAUUAUAUUUGACUUUUGAAAUGCAGUUCUUUCUCUAACCAGGAAAUUUUUUUAAAAAGAAGAAGAAGAAGGAGAAGAGAAGAAUAUGUGUAUUUACUUAACUAUGUAGAUUCAAGCUGUCAAAAGAGAGAUUAUAAUUAUAUCUGCAUGCCCAAAUUCUGAAUUUAGAUAUUCAGAUUUGCAACAGACUGUCUAUAACUCAAAUAAUUAAUAAUGAUCAUAAAAUGAAUUUUAAUUUUCCUACUUGGGAAUAAUUAAUUACUACUAUAGCUUUCUCAAAUAUAGGUACUAUGAAAAUUUAAAAUAUUCAAGUAUUAUUUUAAAAAUGCAUUAUACUGAUAAAUUUCAUUACUGAAAUUACAGUGUUCAUUGUUUUAAAGGGAUUUUUCAGUAUGAUAUGUGCCAUGUUUUCAUAUAUUAGCAACUAAAAAUGUAGAAUUGCUCUAAUAGCUCUCACAGAGAAUGUUUCACAAAACUGAUAUUUAAAGUCAAUUGUGUUUAUUUUAAUAAUAGCCCAGAAUGCUUUUGAUAAAUAAAAAUCUCUCAUCAUUUGAAUCCUGCAAUUUUAAAUUGGGCUAUUUGAAAUAUUCAAAGUCUAAUUGAAAUGGAAAAGUAUGUUAUCUCUUCCAGAUACUAAAAUCAAUGUAAUGAUUUUAUUUACAAAUAGUAACUGUAAUUGUAAAAUGUUUAUUCAGGUGAAGUUCAUGUGGCAGAGGAUUCUUUAACAAAUUAAUGAAAUUGA